Salarias fasciatus (jewelled blenny) is the source of this 2947-nucleotide messenger RNA. It is a transcript of the gene lhx9, whose product is annotated as LIM homeobox 9. The record is from RefSeq and is a predicted model, not a curated record. The transcript is spliced from 5 exons. Bases 519 to 1715 code for a protein of 398 amino acids. Gene Ontology annotation, biological process: neuron differentiation; regulation of transcription by RNA polymerase II. Lineage: Eukaryota; Metazoa; Chordata; Actinopteri; Blenniiformes; Blenniidae. Gene Ontology annotation, molecular function: RNA polymerase II transcription regulatory region sequence-specific DNA binding; DNA-binding transcription factor activity, RNA polymerase II-specific. Gene Ontology annotation, cellular component: nucleus.
CUGGGCCGGCUUUGCUCUCCCCACAAAUAGGACACGGUUCUCAAAUCCAGGCAGUCCCAACCUGACCUCCAAGCUUAGAGGAACCCCAGACUAGGAAACCGAGAGAGAGAAAUCACCAGAACAGAAACAACACAAAACUUUGUGUCAUUAUUUUUCUGCGAGCGCCCACUGUAGCUUCCCCUUCUCCAUCCCCACCACUUCCACACCGGUGUGUGGCAUCAUUUGGACUAUAUUUAUUUUUUUUUCCUUUUUUUUUGUUUUUUUGUUUUUAUUUUUCUGGAGCCCAGUUAUUAUCGGGAAGAAGGAAAAAGCUGGUGCACCACCACCAUUCCUCCUGUCCCACCCAUGCUGUAGUUUCUUCGUUUUUUCCCUUUUUCUUCCACUUGCCUUUUCUGCACUCUGCCGUGGAGCUGCUCUGAGUCUUUUGGGUUGUGUCAUUGUUUUGUGUGCCUCCCUUAGAGCCUCACAGUCCAUUUGGAUCCGCUGAAAAAGCGGGGCGCAGCGCUACAGCACAGUAUAUGGAAGUUGUGGGCUGCAAGACUGAGGCAGGCAGUUGCACGUUGCGUCCAGGAUCGGGAGCCAUGCUUUUCCACGGGAUCUCCGGGGAUCACAUCCAAGGAAUCAUGGAGGAGAUGGAGAGAAGGUCGAAAACGGAGUCACGACUGGCUAAGGGCAUGCAGCUCAACGGCAGAGAGUCGACCAUGCCUUCUAUGAGCCCGGAGAAGCCAGCGCUGUGUGCCGGCUGCGGCGGCAAGAUUUCGGAUAGAUACUACCUCCUGGCCGUGGACAAACAGUGGCACCUGCGGUGUCUCAAAUGCUGUGAAUGUAAACUAGCGCUGGAGUCUGAGCUUACCUGCUUUGCCAAGGAUGGGAGUAUCUAUUGCAAGGAGGAUUACUACAGGUUCUCCGUGCAGAGGUGCGCGCGCUGCCACCUCGGGAUAUCGGCCUCGGAGAUGGUGAUGCGAGCGCGCGACUCCGUGUACCACCUGAGCUGCUUCACGUGCACCACUUGCAACAAGACCCUGACCACGGGCGAUCACUUCGGCAUGAAGGACAGCCUGGUGUACUGCCGGCUCCACUUCGAGACCCUGGUGCAGGGACCGGACUACCACCCCCAGCUCAACUUCGCCGAACUGGCAGCCAAGGGCGGCGGGCUCGCCCUCCCCUACUUCAACGGCACCGGCACCGCGCAGAAGGGAAGGCCGCGCAAGAGGAAGAGCCCAGCCAUGGGGAUAGAUAUACCCAGCUAUAACACAAGCUGUAAUGAGAAUGACACUGAUCACUUGGACCGGGACCAGCAGGCCUACCCUCCAACACAGAAGACCAAACGCAUGAGGACCUCCUUCAAGCACCAUCAGCUGCGGACAAUGAAAUCCUACUUUGCCAUCAACCAUAACCCUGAUGCCAAGGACUUAAAGCAGCUGGCCCAGAAAACAGGCCUCACUAAGAGAGUGCUACAGGUUUGGUUCCAAAACGCAAGAGCCAAAUUCAGAAGGAACGUUUUGCGACAGGAGAAUGGAGGUGUUGAUAAGGCUGAUGGCACCUCACUCCCUCCACCCUCAUCCGACAGUGGGGCCCUGACCCCCCCCUCCAGCGCGGCCACACUAACAGACCUGACAAACCCCUCUAUCACUGUAGUGACCUCCGUCACCUCUAGUUUGGACAGCCAUGAUUCGGGGAGCCCUUCACAAACUACCUUGACAAACCUUUUCUAAGAAGCUCUCAAUAGCAGACUGAUUUUUUUUUUUUUUUUUUAAUUUCUUUGGGAUUUUUAAAUUUUUUUUUUUGGGUGGGUGGGUGGGGUGAGGUCCUUUUUAUUCUCUUUCCUCGAUUUACAUUUUUAUUUUUUUAAGUGACACCUUUAAAUCAACCAGAGACAGCUCCUUGGAACAGAAAGUGCUGUACUGUGUACACAAACAAGAACAACAAGAGCAACAACAGCAGCAGCAGCAGCAGCAGCAGCAGCAGCAGCAGCAGCAGUGACCACAUUAAAACACGGAGAUCUUUUUAAUGUGUAGUAUUCGAACCUGCACGGCAUAUGCAGAGAUUGAUUUUGGACUGGACAUUUUUGCAGUUGAAGAAAUUAGUAAACUGCUAUGGACUCUGAAAUUUUUUGAAGGAAAAAAAAAAGAACAAAACUUGAAGCUUGUUUGCAAAAGUAGAAUUUUCUUUACAUGAUUUGACUUUAUUUGUACAUUUGUAUUGAAUUCUGAUUAGAAUGAGCCCUUCUUAAUUUAUGGUCAAUUGGUAAAUUUAAAAGUAAUAUGAAUAUCUUGCCCUCAGAAACCUGUAUAUGUAUGCACUGUGUUCGCACUAUUCAAUUUAAAGACUUUGUUUCUGUUCUGGAAUAAUUUGCUAAAUAAACUUGUAGAAUGUUCUGUAUUUGGGUAACUCCAGAAAACAGGCUUUAAUUAUUUCCGAAUGUUUCAGUCUUGAAGACUGAGUUGGACGGAAUCAGACAUUGGUAUAUCUCACAGAGCUACUUGUAAAACGUCUAAAUUACACUGUAAGCAGCCAGCCAUUGCAGCUUGUAAUGACAGAUAGACGCUAAGCCACUUACAUUUUGUCUUGAUUCACAACUUUACUUUUAAUGAGGUGAAAAAAAAAAAAGAAACAAAUCCCACAAUCUGUGCAGUGGUAACUGUUCAACAUGUAAAUGCAGUCACAUUGAUAUAAAUUGUUUGAUGAUUAAAAAUAAGCACGGGAAAUUCAGAUGGUUGAGUAGUUAAUGGGCACUGUUGUAAUCGAUUGUUUUCAUGGCAGCAUCUUUUUAUUUUAAUUGUGGCCUCAUAGACUAAGUCAAAUGGAUGAAGCUGAGUAGACAUAUCCAUAGAUCCACAGCUAAACUCAAUUGCACAGUGACAAUAUACUGCCCAGUAAAAAAAAAGUGCAUUAUUGAUUUUAUCAUGUUGCUCAGGGUAACGAUGUGAUUUUGAAAAUGAAAGAA